This is a messenger RNA of Aspergillus mulundensis, 303 nucleotides long. RefSeq lists its product as uncharacterized. The transcript has 3 exons. Bases 1 to 303 code for a protein of 100 amino acids. Lineage: Eukaryota; Fungi; Ascomycota; Eurotiomycetes; Eurotiales; Aspergillaceae. The record is from RefSeq and is a predicted model, not a curated record.
AUGACAGUUUACCACAUCGUCCUCUUCCGCCUCAAACAAGGCGUAACCCCCGCGCAAGUACAGACAUGGACGUCCAUCGCCGAGAACAUGGUCGGCAAAAUCCCCGGUCUCAUCUCACUCAAGGCCGGCGGCCCGCUGCCGAUCUGUGUGCCCCGCGCAAAGGGCUUCGAUAUGGGGCUCGUUGCUGUGUUGGAGAAGCCCGGCGAUUUGGAGGGGUAUGCGGUGCACCCGGCGCAUAUGGAGGUGCAUAAGAUGAGGGAGGAACUUUGUGAGGAGACGCUGGCUUAUGAUCUUGAGUUUUGA